Molecule: messenger RNA, 693 nt
Organism: Sciurus carolinensis (gray squirrel)
Lineage: Eukaryota; Metazoa; Chordata; Mammalia; Rodentia; Sciuridae
Product: peroxisome proliferator-activated receptor gamma coactivator 1-beta-like
Exons: 3
Coding region: 1-693 (230 amino acids)
Source: RefSeq, a predicted model, not a curated record
AUGCCUUACAUACCAGAGGAAAGAUGUGUGUACUCCAACUUCAAACCUGUGUCUGAGAUCUCACCAGAGGAGGACAUUUGGGAGAAAGAGGAGGACAUUUGGGAGGAAGAGGAGGACAUUUGGGAGAAAGAGGAGGAGGAGGAGGAGGAAGAGGAGGAGGAAGACAUGGGGAUCAAGACACUCCUCUCAGUACCCAGGCAGGAGUCAGUGUGGGGGCUGGUGGCCUGGCCCAGGGCCUCCCCCGAGCAGGCUCCAUGGUGGGAAGACCUGAGCUUCUCCCUGCCCCCGCUCCCUGGGCCCUGUGAGUGCAGCCUGAGGACAGAGGUGACCCUCUUCCCCGAGCCCUCCGGGACCUCCAGCUCCACCCUUCAAAGCUUGCCCUACUUGUCACCCAAGUUGGAGUCCACUUCUUUGGGUGACCAGCCUCAGAAAGAGCUUUGUCAGUCAGCUUCCCACAAGAAGACCCCCAAGAUCAGAAGGAGACGUCCCCACAAGGCCAGGCGCCAGGCCUCCCCCAAGAGAUCCACUGCUUCUCAAUCCCUGCGACAACUGGCCCCAAUAUCAGUGUGGCCUCCGAUUUUUAUCCAGACCCCCACCAAGGGUUCAGCUCUCAGAGGCAGCCGUGCACCCUUAGCCAGGAAGGGCUCCCAUACCUCGCACGAUAGCCCCCUGCCCCAGCUUUCUUCAAAAUAA